This is a messenger RNA of Lagenorhynchus albirostris (white-beaked dolphin), 2887 nucleotides long. RefSeq names its product sperm associated antigen 1 (gene SPAG1). Lineage: Eukaryota; Metazoa; Chordata; Mammalia; Artiodactyla; Delphinidae. The transcript is spliced from 18 exons. Gene Ontology annotation, molecular function: heat shock protein binding. Bases 1 to 2865 code for a protein of 954 amino acids. The record is from RefSeq and is a predicted model, not a curated record. Gene Ontology annotation, cellular component: mitochondrion; cytosol.
AUGACUGCCAAAGAUUAUCCAUCAUUGUGGGGCUUUGGAACAACAAAAACAUUUAAAAUACCUGUUGAACAUUUGGAUUUCAAGUAUAUUGAAAAAUGUUCAGAUGUUAAACACUUGGAAAAAAUUCUUUGUGUGCUCAGGUCUGGUGAGGAAGGAUAUUAUCCUGAACUUACUGAAUUUUGUGAAAAGCGCCUUUCAGGCUUGGCUCCUGGAAGUAGAGCUUUGAGGAGAGAGAAACCUGCAGCGACAGCAGCCAGUUUCACAGCAGAAGAAUGGGAAAAAAUUGACGGUGAUAUAAAGAGUUGGGUAUCAGAAAUUAAAAAAGAAGAUGAUAAAAUACACUUUCAAGAAAAUGAAACAUUUCCAGCAAUGGAAGAUAAUUUGCCUCCAGUUCGUGGUUCAACCAGCCAUCUUCAUGUUGCCAAGGAAAAAAAUUCUAAAAGUAGACCAGCUAAAAAGAAAAUUCCGAGGGAUUAUGCAGAGUGGGAUAAAUUUGACGUGGAAAAGGAAUGUGCGAAAAUUGAUGAAGAUUACAAAGAAAAAACUGUAGUAAACAACAAGUUGCAUUUGUCUAAAAUUGAGACAAGACUAGAUACAGCAGGUCUAACUGAGAAGGAAAAGGAUAUUCUUGCUAUUCAUGAAAAGGAGAAAGGUAAUGAAGCUUUUAACGCAGGAGAUUAUGAAGAGGCUGUGAUGUAUUAUACUCGGAGCAUAUCAGUGCUUCCCACGGUAGCAGCCUAUAACAAUCGUGCUCAAGCAGAACUCAAAUUACAGAACUGGAAUAGUGCUUUUCAGGAUUGUGAAAAGGUCUUGGAGUUAGAACCUGGGAACUUAAAGGCUCUUCUGCGCCGUGCCACUACGUAUAAACAUCAAAACAAGCUCCAGGAAGCUAUAAAAGAUUUGAAUAAAGUACUGACUGUUGAACCUGAUAAUGAGUUGGCCAAAAAAACCUUGUUAGAGGUUGAAAGAGAUCUGAAAAAUUCUGAACCUGCAUCUGAGACUCAAACCAAAGGGAAAAGGAUGGUUAUUCAGGAAGUAGAAAACUCAGAAGAUGAAAAUGAAAAGGACAGUGGAAGAAAACAUGAAGAUGGCAUUGGAGAUAACAAGGCCGCGGAGCCGGCGCCUGCCGGGCGCGCCGCCGAGCUGCGCGCCAUGGGCAACAUCCAGAAGAAGCUGACUGGCAAGAGCGAGGGCGGCAGGCGGCCGCAGAGGGGCGCGCCGCGGCGGGGCCGGGCGCCGGAGGCCGGCGCGGACAAGCGGGACCGGCCGCGGGCCCCGGCGACGGCGGGCGGCUCCAAUGGGCACCCGGGCGGCGGGCGGCGCUCGGGGGGCCCCGCGGCCAGCGCGCCCCCUGGUCCCGGCGCGUCCCCCGGACCUGGCGCGCCGCCGGCGCCGGCGCCCGCCGCCCCACUCGGCCCCGCCGGCCUGAAGAGCCAGGGCAACGAGCUCUUUAAAAACGGGCAGUUCGCCGAGGCGGCUCUCAGGUACUCGGCGGUGAUCGCGCAGCUGGAGCCUGCAGGAAGUGGAAAUGCAGAUGAUCUAAGUAUCUUAUAUUCAAAUAGAGCAGCAUGUUACCUAAAAGACGGAAAUUGCAGUGGCUGCAUUCAAGAUUGUAACAGGGCUCUGGAACUUCGUCCAUUCUCAAUCAAGCCUCUUCUUCGACGAGCAAUGGCCUAUGAAGCUUUAGAGCAGUAUCAGAAAGCUUAUGUGGAUUAUAAAACAGUGUUGCAAAUAGACUGCGGAAUCCAGAUAGCAAAUGACAGUGUUAACAGGAUAACAAAAAUCCUAAUGGCCCUGGAUGGACCAAGCUGGCGGGAGAAGCUGUCGCCCAUUCCUGCUGUGCCCACUUCCGCACAGUUGCGAGCUUGGCGGCCUGUGGCAGAGACGCCGCCAGACCAAGUGGGAAGUUCCUGCAGCCAUCACCAACCGGGCAUCACAGAUGAAGAAAUGUUUAAAACCCUUAAAGAAGAAGGAAAUCAAUGUGUAAAGGACAAAAACUAUAAAGAUGCCCUUAGUAAAUACAGUGAAUGCUUAAAAAUUAACAAGGAAUGUGCCAUUUAUACAAACAGAGCCCUCUGUUACUUGAAGCUGGGCCAGUUUGAAGAGGCAAAGCAGGACUGUGACCAGGCGCUUCAGAUAGAUCUCGGGAAUGUGAAGGCAUGCUAUAGACGAGCUCUUGCUUACAAAGGACUCAAGAAUUAUCAGAAAAGUUUAAACGAUCUCCAUAAAGUUCUCCUACUAGACCCAAAUAUUAUUGAGGCAAAAAUGGAACUGGAGGAGGUAACCAGAACCCUGAAUGUUCAGGAGAAUGCAGCAUUAUUCAACAAAGAAAAGGAGAGAAGGAAAAUUGAGAUUGAAGAGGUGAAUGAAGGCCAGAAAGAGGAGCCUGAAAGGACCUCGGAGGACGUCUCCACUGACUCCCAUGCUUCUGAGACGGGGGACACAAGCAACGGGCCACGAGAAUUCCAUGAGAAACUACCAAUCCCCAAACCUAACAAUGCCUACGAAUUUGGCCAGGUUAUAAACGCAGUCAGUACUAGGAAAGAUAAAGAAGCCUGUGCACACCUGUUAGCCAUCACUGAACCGAAAGACUUGCCAGUGUUGUUGAGCAACAAACUUGAAGGGGAUACAUUCCUGCUCCUCAUCCAGUCUCUGAAAAAUAAUCUUAUUGAUAAAGAUCCUUCUUUGGUAUAUCAGCAUCUUUUAUAUCUGAGUAAAGCAGAAAGGUUUAAAAUGAUGUUGACACUGAUUAGCAAGGGCCAAAAGGAGCAGAUUAAACAGCUCUUUGAUGACCUCUCAGACACACCAAACAAACAUUUUACUUUAGAAGACGUGCAGGCCCUCAAAAGGCAGUAUGAGCUUUAAAUAAAGAUUAUUGUUAGAUUUC